Dothidotthia symphoricarpi CBS 119687 is the source of this 1206-nucleotide messenger RNA. RefSeq lists its product as uncharacterized. The transcript has 2 exons. The record is from RefSeq and is a predicted model, not a curated record. NCBI's taxonomy places the organism in Eukaryota, Fungi, Ascomycota, Dothideomycetes, Pleosporales, Dothidotthiaceae. Gene Ontology annotation, molecular function: GTP binding. Bases 1 to 1206 code for a protein of 401 amino acids. Gene Ontology annotation, cellular component: mitochondrion.
AUGUCGACUGCGGAGCAAAAUGCCACAAGCACACGACCUCCAGGCCGCAUCCGCCCAGCCAGACCCCGCCGCGUGCUAAUCGUCCCCAACCCCAUAAUCCCCCCACGCGAGCUCUCCAACACGCCCAAGCAAGAAACCCACCGACCAUGGAGCACAAACACCAUCAAACGGCGAACCGAGCGCCACACCGCCCAAGAACUCACUCCCUCCCCACCCCCCCCACCCCCCCCCAUCCAAAAACCCCAAGACGACCCACCCGCCCCCCCAAUCUGGGCCCCCGACCGCCCAACAACCCACGUAAAAGCGCACUACACCGCCCAGCAAGACCUAAACUGGCACUGGGAAUCCCUCCCGCCGACCAUCGCCCAAACCGCACAGGCAAACCACUUCUUCACCACUUACGGCAAGACCGCAAAACUCCUCCGCAGCAUCCCCCUCUUCCGCCUCACCCCGGAAUCCGACGUGCCGGAGAUAGCCUUCGUCGGGCGCAGUAACGUGGGCAAAUCCUCGCUCCUAAACGCCAUCGUAAACGCAGAUAUCAAGGCCCUCCUCGCACGCACAUCCGCAACCCCAGGCUUCACAAAGACAAUGAACAUGUACGGCCUCGGCCCGCACGGCGGCGUAACACUCAAGUCUAAAGCGGGCCAGCGCGAGAAGAUCACGGGUUUGGGUGGCCUGACUAUAGUCGACAUGCCGGGCUACGGACAGGGCUCGCUCGCCUCCUGGGGCGCAGAGAUCAUGAAAUACAUUCAGUCGCGCAAGCAGCUGCGUCGUGUCUUUGUGCUUCUCGACGCCCAGCACGGGAUCAAGGAUAAGGACCGCUCGCUGCUCGCUUCGCUGCGUCUAGCGGGCGUCAGCCACCAAGUUAUCUUGUCGAAGGUGGAUAAGAUUUUCCUGCCCCCUGCGCGCGUUAUCAAGCACUUCAAUGGCAAGGAGCUGAGUAGCCUGCGCCCCAAGGGCACGCGCGAGGGCCUUAUGCAGGAGAUGCAGAAGCUCAAGGCCGAGAUUCAACCCCCUGUUGGAGGCGGUGCGUUGGGCGAGAUCCUGGCGUGCAGUGCUGAGACGCUGGUUGAUGGGAAGAGGCUGGGUAUUGAUCAGGUGAGGUGGGCGAUUCUUAAGGCGGCGGGGCUGGAGGGGAAGGUUAAGGGGCAGAAAAAGGUUAAGGGGGUUGUGGGGAUGAAUGUGAGGACGCAUUUUGUGGAGUAG